CGUUCUCGAUGAAAAGUGGGAGAAAAUAGAAAUAUGGGGGAAGCAAAGGGUUAAUUAUAAUUAGAUUGGGAAUUCACAGAAUCGAGGUUUGGCUGUUCCUGAAGGAAAGAAGGGAACGUAGAACUAGUGAACUCGAGAGAGCGCACAACACAACACAACACAAUUACAGCAGAAACAAACCUAAAUUUCUUUGAUAAUGAUUCAAGAACUCAUGAAAGUUUGACACAUGGAUCCCGACAGCAAAAAAUUUGGAGGAGGGCCAAGAGAAUUGACAGGUUCUGUGGAUCUAUUAAAUCACUUCAAAUUACUCCCACAUUUUGAGUUUUUCUGCAAGAGGCCACUUCCUGUUUCAAUUUCAGAUGCACACUAUUUAUACAAUGUAGUAGGAGACAUUGAAAUCAGAAAAGGAGAUGGGAUGCAGUUGGAUCAACUUAUUCAGGAUACAUCUUUGUCCAGUGGUUCUAAUUAUCGUAUACAGCCUUUGGACCUCGAUAUUCUAAAGGAGGCUUUUCUACUCAAGGAAACUGUUCCCAUUGAUUUGCCUGCUGCCGAGAAGGGGAUUCUGACUGUUGCAGGAAAAUCAAAAGGUGAAUCUAAAGAUGAGGAGAAGAAGCAUAAAAAACACAAAGACAGGGACAAAGAUAAGGACAAGGAGCAUAAGAAGCACAAGCAUCGUCAAAAAGAUCGAAGCAAAGACAAGGAAAAGGAGAAAAAGAAAGACAAAAACAGGCAUCAUGAUUCUAGUGCUGAUCCUUCAAAGAAACACAAUGAGAAGAAAAGGAAGCAUGAUGGAGAUGAUGAUCUUAAUGUUGUGCACAAACACAAAAAAAGUAAGGUAAUAAAGGGAGAAGCUUUGUCUCCAGAUAAGUUCUCAAUCUUUCAUUCCCAUCUCUUUCUUCUCUAUAAAUUGUCUGCUGUCUAUUGCUUCUCAUAGUCCCUUGUCCAUUCUUUAGUGAUGUUUUGUUUUCUGUUUCUUAAUUUUACUGCAGCAUAAGAGCUCAAAAAUUGAUGAAUUGGGGGCAAUAAAGGUUGCAGGCUAAAAUGGUUACAUAUUGUAGUUCUCUUUUCCUCAAAUGGUUUGUGUCAUUUGUUAAAGUUUGUGGAGGGGUCUGUCACUUGACAUUAUCAGAUUUCUUGAUGUACUUAAUUAUAUUUGCCACAAUCUUUAAUUUUUGUCUGAUGUCUAGGUUCUUUGUUCUUUUGAGUUGUUUUUUUAUUUUAGAGGUGGUUGAUGGUGCAUCUUUAGUUCUUUUUUUGGUUAUAAGUACUAAUUUUAAUGUUUCAAUUCCUAGUUAGAAGAGUUAUGUAGCCAUCAUGUGCUAUAUAGCAAAAGGUUUCUACUUCAAGAGCAAGUUUACCGUCUAUGUUAGAGACCUCACUCUCACAUCACUAGCCAUAUGACCAAAAUAGUAUAUAUAAGUGGGAGGCGACCCUUAUAUCUUAAGCUAGCUUUUUGUUGAGUUAGUCUCAAAUUCAAAUUCUAAGAUGAUAUCAAAGUCUAUCUUAGUGAUUGUUGUUGGGCCUAUUAGGUCACUUGCUAUUAGAUUAUCCACCGAUGUUCAAUCUUGCAAACUUCACACUUGAGAUGUCCAAUCCUUAGCAUGAGAGGUGUGUGUUGGAGAUCUUACUUUGACUAGUGAUAUAACCAAAAUAGUAUAUAUAAGUGGGGGAAACUCCCACAUCUUGAGCAAGUUUUUGAGGUUGAGUUAAGCCCAAACUCAAAUCCUAAGUGUGUGUUUGGGAAUCCGUUGCAUUCCCUGUUUUUCACUUUCCAAGGCAAUUUCCCACUGUCCCAAGCAGUGAAUGUGACUGGAGAAAAUGUAGCUUUUACGUUGACCAAAACCUAUGAAUACAAACACACCCUAAGACUUAAAUGGCAAUUUGAUAUAGAAUCGUAGGGUAAGGGGAGAGAGGAAGGUGAAGAGACAGUUGACAUUUAUUAUUUACGAAGAAUUUCGUGAUUGAAUCUAGCUUUGGCUGCUUCUGUUAUUGAAUCUGAUUGUCAAGUAUUAGAUACAGUGGCCUUCUUCCCCAAGUAUUUAAAAAAGAUUGGUUUUGUCCGGAUCUUGAAAGCUACUUUUAGUAUAUUUUCUGGGCAAAAUCUUAGAUAAUUCCUCUAGCCUUUGCCAGGUAAGAAAAAGAAAUUCAAAAAGCAUGUGAAGUUUUUCAUAUUUGUGUUUUUUUGAAGCUUUUGUAUAGAGUUUGUUUUGUAUGUCAUGUAACAACUUGGGAUCUAUGCCAUGAUAAUUUAGUUAUGCGUAAUCCCUGUCUCAUGUAAUUUCUCUGGUGUUUGAGAGUGUUCUCUGCAGAAGUUUCAUAACCCUACUCAUUGCUUCAUUUAUGUUUCAUGGUCAAUUAUUUAAUUGCCAAGGUUCUGUGGUAUCUUAUUGUUAUGAUGGUGGUUUGUAGAUAUAAAGCCAUUCAUGAACUUUCACCUAAUAGAUUAAGCUUUUGGGAGAGUUAGUUCUUGACAUGGUAUCAAAGCCUUUAAUAAAAACCCAAGCACUCGGGGAACCCUCCCUUAAUAGCUAGCUAUCAAGGGGGAAGAACCAAGCCGCCUAAGUAUUCCAAUGAGCAUCCCAUACUUGACUUGGGAUUUAGUCACCUAUUAAAACUCAAGUCCCUAUCAGCCUCUAUGACCAAAUGAUAAGGAGUUUGAUUCUAUUCAACUCCAUUCAUCAAAAUAAAACUUGAAUUUCAGUACAUUGUAUGGAGGGCCUGUACAUUUUUCCUUGCUUCAAACCCAAAGGGCUCAUCAAUGAGGGCACAUGUUCAAAAUAAAACUGUUGGAAUUAGUAGUUAAAUGCCUAUUGGAAUUUGUAGCAAUUAAUUUUCAGAUUCAUGUACAUAGCUAUUCUUAUACUAGAAUAUACUGUACUAAGGAACUAGAAUCAUCAUUAAUCUCCUUAUGAUCCUUGCCAAAUUGUAUAUAAAUACUAGAUCAGCUGAGUAACUGCCUCAAUCUAUUCAGAAAAUUCCUUCUCAUAAUCCCUAAAACUUUCUUAAGGUGGUGUCAGAGUGGGCUUGGUCCCAUCUCUUUUCUGUCUCUUGAAGGAUUCUGCCUCUCAUCCAGCAGAACAUUCUAAUCCCUAAAGUCAUGAAAAAGGAAUACUAUGUACAUCUGGAUAAACCUCUUGAUGACAUCCCAGAAGAAAAUUGCAAUAAAUGGAAAAGACAUGAUAUAUGCUUUGUGCCUUAUUUUGGCAAUCUGUUGAGCCAAGUAUCUUGAUGAAUUUUAGAGCCUUCAAAACCCAUCUUACCUUCUGGAAGAAAGCCCAAAGUGCUUUUCCCAAUGGCAAUUAAAGGCUGUAUGAUUCAACACAAAAGUUGGCUACUCUUAAACAAUCUGAUCACGACAUGGUUUCUUAUAUUUCAAGAGACUGGUUGAAGGUUAACGGCAAAGCUUGAUAAUUUAUAAAUGGUACUGGUUCUUUAGAGGAAAGCAUCCAGAUUUAGAUCAUAUUUGCAAUCAAGUCUUGCCAAGAGGUUCCCUCAAAGGAGAACUUAGUAUUAAAGAUAUUGGCUGUGUUUGGUUUUCUCUUUGGGGUGCUCCAAACUCAGUUUGACGAGUAAACUUAGUUUUGUAACAUGUUUGGUUAUUCUUAAACAUACGUUUGCACGCUAAAAAUUUUGUAUAGUAACUCAGUUUAGUGAAAGCAAGAAUUGGGUCGAUUUUGCAAACUUUAAUCCAAACAUACACAUAGUCAUUACGUUAGAGAUAUACUCUCUAUGUUUUCAUAUAUACAUUUCAUUUACAUUGUAACUUCAUUGUAAUUUCAUUUUAGCUUUUCUAGGUAACAGAUUAACUUUUUCUGUCAUUAGUUACCUGCUGACUCAGCAGUGAAUCAUAUAGCUUUAGCUAUAUAUUUUCCAUUUCUUUGUACUUUUAAUCCAAUGAAAUACUCACAAAGUCACAAUUUCUCUCCCUCUCUCUCUCUCUCUCUCUGUUAUUCUGAAUGCUAUUAUAGUAUCAUGAGGUUGUAAUUGAUCCAAGCCAUGGCUUCUCUGCACAAUUCAGCUUUCAACCAAAAAAUUGUGUAUCCAAUACUUUUCCUCAUCAAAAUUGAUUCCAAAAUUUUUGUCAUGGAAACUAGUAUAAGGGAUUAUCCGUGGUCACAAACUUCACCAUGUUUUGAUUAACCCUACCAUAAAACUUGCCCAAAUUUAAAAUAUUCAAAUUAUUGACUUGGAAGAUCUUUAUUUUGCUUUAUAUUUCCAGUAGUGUUUUAGAACAUCUUGUCAAAUCUGAGGGUGUGUAGGUGCUUGGUAAUUGUAUGAGAAACCAUAAUUGGUCAUUGGUGGAUUAGAAAUUAGGAUUGUUGUUUUUGAUUACUUGCAGGAAGAAGAGAAAACUAAUGCUGCUUACUAUAUUUUAUAGUAGAUAUAUGUUUUAGUGGGGAAAGUGGUUUGGUGCAGUCUCAUUGAAAGAGAAUAUAUAAUUUGAGUACACAAGUGCAAAAUAGGAUAUUGUGAAUUUUUUAAAUUACUUAAUUGAGGCAGUAUUUUUUUUUAACAAAAGAACAUGUGACUGCUUGGUUUUAUGGAACCGUACCAGACAGUAAUAGAAGUUCGACAUGGAGGAAGGAUGUUAAUCCAUGAUGUAAGAAAGUCCCUCAUGUUUAAUCAAACAGUAGAGAUUAUUGAUAGAUGCACAAAUACUGAUUGGUUCAUAUAUAUAUAUAUAUAUUGGACCAGUGUGAUCAUUUCGGUUAUGCAUAGUCAAGAAAGUGUAACAAUAACCUGAUAAAAUACAGGGUCCUCAUCCUUGGGACCAGCAGUUGCUUGAGUAUAAUCAAUUUUAAUUCAUGUUGAAACCCUUAAUUAUAAAUUGCCAGUUCUACAUAUAUUAGAUUUAUUCUAAUUUACUACUUCAAAUACGUGCUUAUGUUCUCCUCCCCUUGCACGUAUACUUUCACAUGUCUGAUAUCCUUUUAUAAUGAUAAUUUUCCUUAAAUUAACAUGUUGAUAUCUUCAUUUUUCAUUCUGACUUGUACAAAGCUCUGGUAUUGGUUUCAUGUUGGCAUAUCACUGGACAGGUUCUCAUUUCUGUUAAUUGCAUUAUGGAACUGGAAACGCAUAAAAGACAAUAGAAGACACAAGUAAAUAAAUGUUUUGGAUUCUGGCAAUGGAGAACAAUGUCCUCCAAUGCUUAUAUCUUUAGUUUGUUUCAUGAUAAGCAUUGUUGAUAGUCGCAGUAUGCAUGAUACCUUCUAAUUUUAUGCAGAGUAGCUAGUGAUCUGACUAAAUAUUAUCAUGAAGGUGAACUCACCUGAUGAAGGAAAAGGAUUCAAGGUAAAAUUUGCUGAAAGUGAACCUUCUUUUCUUUUCUAUUUGUAUAAUUAACACUUAUCCGAUAUAAUUGCCGGUAAUUUGCAAAACUUUGGUCUUUCUUUCCCAGUUUUUUUUGCGCACUGGAUAUCAAAACAUGUAUGCAUUUACUUUAAUCUUUGUAGAUUUUUCGGUCUAUAUAUAAUGGUAGUUUAAAUUAAAGAUAGCAACUUAUUUAGGAUGACUGAAUUAAGUAUGGAGGUUGUGUACA
Molecule: messenger RNA, 5539 nt
Organism: Glycine soja
Lineage: Eukaryota; Viridiplantae; Streptophyta; Magnoliopsida; Fabales; Fabaceae
Product: mediator of RNA polymerase II transcription subunit 19a-like
Exons: 5
Coding region: 227-934 (235 amino acids)
Biological process (GO): positive regulation of transcription by RNA polymerase II
Cellular component (GO): mediator complex
Molecular function (GO): transcription factor binding; transcription coregulator activity
Source: RefSeq, a predicted model, not a curated record